UAAUGAACGCGAAGAAAAUGCUCAACGUAAAAUUCAAAAUCGUGAUGCUCGAGAAUGGGACAAGGAAAAGGAAGAAGCUGGUUGGAAUUCUCCACGACAACAAAGAAAAAGCUCGGAAAUUCGUUAUUCUCCUAACAAUCCUUACGUAAAGGAUGGUCGUGGAAAUGAUAAUGACUAUGGAAAUCAUGGUAGAAGAGAUUCUCGUGGCAAUAAUGAUUAUGGUGGUUAUAAUUCUCGUAAUAACGAGUCCGGUGGUUAUAAUUCUCGUAAUAAUGAGUCCGGUGGUUUCGGUUCAAGAAAUUAUCGUGGUGAUCGUGACCGUGGUGAUAAUGAGUAUCGUCGUUCUGGUCCAAGAAAUUCUCGUGAAAAUAAUGAUUACGGUCCAAGAAAUUCUCGGGAAAAUAAUGAUUACGGUCCCAGAAAUUCCCGUGGCGAAAAUAAUGACUACGGUGGUUCAAGAGGUUAUCGUGGCGGUUCUGGUGACCGUGGCAGAGGACGUGGCGGCAAUUUACGCAGACCUACAAGACGGUAUAGUGAUCAACAUCGUUCCAAUAAAUCUGCUGAAGAAGGUGGCUUCGGUAGUGGUAAUAGUUGGGCUGAACAACAAGAACAGGAAGAAAUGUCGGGUAAAACUAACCUCCCUUGGGAAUCUGACGCAAACGCCGAAGAUGCUGGCUGGGGUAAUUCUAAUG
This is a messenger RNA of Racocetra fulgida, 692 nucleotides long. NCBI's taxonomy places the organism in Eukaryota, Fungi, Glomeromycota, Glomeromycetes, Diversisporales, Gigasporaceae. The record is from the annotation of a GenBank genome assembly.